Molecule: messenger RNA, 333 nt
Organism: Theileria parva strain Muguga
Lineage: Eukaryota; Apicomplexa; Aconoidasida; Piroplasmida; Theileriidae
Product: putative integral membrane protein
Exons: 1
Coding region: 1-333 (110 amino acids)
Source: RefSeq, a predicted model, not a curated record
AUGGGUUUGUGUUACUAUAUUAGGCGUGAGGAGUUCAUCAGAUGUUUGAUGGCAUUUUUCAUGAUCAGUUGUCCAAUUUUGGUUUUUGAACAGAGUAAUCUGUGGCGUUGGUACCUCAGUUCCUUCUUCCUUCUCCUUUCCGUAUCCUUUUCUUCAAGUAAUCGGGAUGUUUGUUAUGUUUAUCCAAAAACUCGUUCUCAAACCUCUCCCUCAUACCAAUUAUUUUACCAUACAUACCAUUAUUGUUUAGAUUUAGAGAGUUGUGACUAUUUACCGGGUUAUUGGUAUCAACAUUUUGAUAAAUAUUUUUAUGAGAAUUUGGUGUUGAAUUAG